AGUUCAGUUGCAGUUCAGUUUCUCCGAGAAGAUGAAACGCGAAUAAUCGAAAGAUAGGUAUUUUGCAGUACUGUCCAAAUAAUGGAUUUAUGAAAAAGUAGAUGAACUGCCAAUAUCGGUCUUCCGAAGGAAAAGGGACGCUGAAAAUGAACGGGUUGCGUUCAUUCGCCCUCAUCACACUCGCAUCAUGCGUCUGGAUAAUUCCUAGUUUGGCCGCACCGGAAUUGAAAUUGGUACACGUUUUGUUCGCACACAAGUUAUAUGCACCGGAAGAGAAUGAUGCAGAUUAUGCAAAGCAGAACGAGACCAGCAUACCGCAAACUUUAUCGUAUGAAUAUUUUACCUCCGCCGCAAUGAGCAUGCCGAAGGAGGCGCACCUCAAUAUGUACAAUCUUGGGGUGCAUUUGCGCGAGAUCUACAAUGAAUUUCUAGGCGACAUGUUUAUGUUAGAUGUUAUGAAGACGCGCACAACGGAAUAUGCCUUAUCAAUAUUAUCGGCUCAGCUUGUUAACGCGGGUUUGUGGCCCCCUUCGGAGGAACAAAUGUGGAUGGAGGAUUUCAACUGGCAGCCGAUACCAACUGACUAUCUGGAAUUGAAAGAGGACACAUUGAUGCUGGGAACUCUAUGCCCAAAUUUUCUUUCACAGAUGGACCAAAUGUUGCAAACAAUUGAGGUGCAAAAGAUAAUAGCACAGCAUCAAUCUUUAUUUGAUUAUCUUUCUCAGUAUACUAAAAGAAACAUUAGCACGCCAUCAGAAGUGGCUCUUUUGUAUGCUACUUUAGAAACAAUGGUUGAUCGAAAUGAAUUAUUACCCAAUUGGGCGAUUGAUAUAUUUCCCGACGGUGCAAUGUACAAUGUGACUUUAUUAGAAUACGAUCUCCUGUCGGCAAACUCUUUACAAAGGCAGCUUAAUGGCGGAACUCUUUUAGGAGAAAUUAUCGGUAAUUCGCUGAAAUAUAAAGCAGGCGAUAUACCGAAAGAACGAAAAAUAUUGCUGUAUAGCGGUGACCAAAGAAACAUCAUCGGAGUUUUGAAGAAUCUCGAUUCCUGGUCGCCUCACAUUCCCAAUGAAGCGGCUGCGUUAAUCUUCGAACUGUACUUCGAUAACGAGACAAAAAUUUAUGGAAUGAAGAUCAAUUAUUACACCGGCGUUGGUGGCAUAACGAUUCCUUUAUUAUUACCAAACUGUACAGAGAUAUGUCCGUUGCAGAGUUUAGUAGAUAUUGCUUUCAUUUCGAUGCCAGAGAACCCGCAGUCUUUAUGUGGAUGGCCCAUCAAACAUUCCAUAGAAAUAGAAGAUCAAUUUAAUUCUACACAUUCCAAUAUAUCCGCUUCGUAUCAUACUAAGAAUCUAAUAGUUAGUCUAAUAUUAUUAUUUUUUAAUAUUUUACUAUAGAAAUAUAGUAAUGCAAUAAUAAGGAUAGCAAAAUAAAAGUUUUAUUGCCUUUGAAUAUUGAGAAUAA
Molecule: messenger RNA, 1464 nt
Organism: Ooceraea biroi (clonal raider ant)
Lineage: Eukaryota; Metazoa; Arthropoda; Insecta; Hymenoptera; Formicidae
Product: venom acid phosphatase Acph-1
Biological process (GO): dephosphorylation
Molecular function (GO): phosphatase activity
Source: RefSeq, a predicted model, not a curated record